AUGAUCUUAGAUACGGUGCAUGAGGAGUUUGAGGCAAUAGAUACGGAUCACUAUGGAUUCAUAACUAGGGAAUCUCUUGAGAAAUACGUUAAAAGGAAUAAAUUUGACCCGGAGUUAGUUGACAAAUGGUUCCAAUGGUUUGAAGGUGACGUAAAGGGAAUCAUUACAAUUGAAGAUGUCUGCACAGUUCUAGGCAUCCCAAUGCGAGAAGAAUACGCGAGGAAAGUAGAAAAGAAGAGAAAAAUGAUUCACGAAGGCAUAGUUCCGAUUCCAGUUGAGGCUAAACCAAUAUUUGCAGCUCCUCCACCCGCCCCUACUUCAACUCUGGAUGAUGUGGAAAUUAUUCACAACAACGCAAUACCUAAGGAAAUGUUAAACGCCUGUAUCCGUCUUGUCAAAGAGAACUCGCAUGGUUCAUUGCAAGAUUCCGAUAUAGCACAACUUUUGAAGGAGCAUAUGGAUCAGCAUUACAGCAAGCACUGGGUCACUGUAGUGGCUACUUCAACUAUCGGUGCUGCUAUCUCACAUGAACAGAAUGGUUUCAUUCACUUUCGAUACAAAAAUCGUGUGUGUCUUCUUUAUCGCAUUCCUGAUAAAAGGUCGUUAUAA
Rodentolepis nana is the source of this 609-nucleotide messenger RNA. NCBI's taxonomy places the organism in Eukaryota, Metazoa, Platyhelminthes, Cestoda, Cyclophyllidea, Hymenolepididae. The record is from the annotation of a GenBank genome assembly.